UCCACUUCUGUUUUAAUUAAAAAUUCUCGAAUAUUUCUUUUAUUGCUAACGAAAUCGUUCCGACGACGUUGAUCACCAUGUUUUUCCUCUUACACCGAACCGAGAUAUUAAGAACACCUAUAAUAUGAAACGAUUAAUAAUUUUACUUUGUUUUAUUAUUGAAAUUGUUCAUGGAACCAAAACUAACCAUUCAUGCGAAUGUGGGAUAGCUGGAAAGAACCGUCGUAUAGUAGGUGGGACGACAGUCCAGCCCCAUCAAUACCCUUGGCUAGUGGCCCUCAUGCUGGGGUCGAAGCUACAUUGUGGAGGAGCUAUCAUCACUGAUCAGAAUAUAUUAACAGCUGGGCACUGCAUUACUUUUGGUGUUCAUUAUCGAGAUCUGUCUGCGCAUAUUGGGAUGCACGACCGUCUUGGUUCCUCUCAUUCCGUGAUGCGCUUGUCAAAAGGCGUCAAACACCCAAGUUUCACCUCAAACGCCGUGCGGGAUAUCAACGACAUUGCUGUACUGACUCUAGAAAAGAAACUUAAGUUCUCUGACAAAGUUCGACCGAUUUGCUUGCCGAGUGAAGACAUGAAAUUUGGAGACCUGCCACUAAUAGUCGCAGGAUGGGGUAAAACGAGACAAGGUGCUCUCACUUCUUCGCGAUAUUUACUGGAAACUAAAGUAAAACUGGUACCGGCCCACAGUUGUACAAAAUCUUCUAUAUAUAAGGACAACUUCGUCUCUGAGUCUAUGAUGUGCGCUUAUAGUCUUGGAAAGGAUGCAUGUCAGGGAGACAGCGGUGGACCAAUAUUUUCGACCCAUUCCCGAACCCACCAUAAAAAAUGGUACCAAGUUGGUAUUGUAUCAUGGGGCAUAGAUUGUGCUAAGCCUGAUUAUCCAGAAUGUGGCAGGCCUUCCGACGAGAUCAUAUCAGUGAGAAUAGUAGGUGGUCGUCGGGCAGAGCCUCACUCAUUUCCUUGGACGGUCGCCAUUAUGAAAAAAGACAGUUUACACUGCGGGGGCGCUAUGAUUACCGAUAGACAUAUAUUAACUGCAGGACAUUGUUUUAAAUGGGACGAUGAAAAGUUAAUGACAGCACUCAUAGGUCUGGAUAAUAUAGAGCAUUUAGAGGAUGUUGAAAAGAGGUCUAUAUUGAAAACGGUCAUUCACGAAGACUUCACGACAACAGCAGUCAGAGAUGAGAACGAUAUAGCAAUUGCCACAAUAAAUAAGCCAGUAAAAUUUGGCAAUACUAUAAUACCAAUUUGUUUACCAAAACCGGGACAAGACUUCUCUGAAAGAAUUGGUACGGUAGUAGGCUGGGGACGACUAGGUGUCGACAAGUCUUCUUCAAAGGUUCUAAUGAGAGCUAGUCUUCGCAUUCUCAAUGACGAUGAUUGCAGUCACUCCAAAUUGUCAACACAUAUAAAGCCGACAAUGAUGUGCGCUUUCACUAAGGGGAAGGACGGUUGUCAGGGUGACAGUGGCGGACCUUUAAUAGUGUUCGAGGGCGAUGGAAGAUACGUCCAAGCAGGUAUUGUUUCAUGGGGAAUUGGUUGUGCAGAUCCCAGAUAUCCAGGAGUUUACACAAAAGUUAGCAAUUACAUCGAUUGGAUUAGAAGACAUUCAGCAGAUGGUAACACAUGCGAAUAGUCAGAAUACCAUGUAUAUAUAAAACGAAUAAAAUAAAAUUAUAUUUA
This is a messenger RNA of Nymphalis io (European peacock), 1683 nucleotides long. RefSeq names its product plasminogen-like. Lineage: Eukaryota; Metazoa; Arthropoda; Insecta; Lepidoptera; Nymphalidae. The record is from RefSeq and is a predicted model, not a curated record. The transcript has 13 exons. Gene Ontology annotation, biological process: proteolysis. Gene Ontology annotation, molecular function: serine-type endopeptidase activity. The coding region runs from base 125 to 1636 and encodes 503 amino acids.